CUUAACUUCCUAUUCAAUCUCUCUCUCUCUCUCUCUCUCUCUCCUCUCUCUUUCUUGCUGGCAUUCCAUUAUUUCUUCACCCUAGAAGGAUUCCACUUUCACCCCACCCAUUUGACUUGCGGGUUUCUUAACAAUUUUAAAAAGUUAACCACAUGUCUUUAUCAAAGGUCUGCCUUUUGAUCCAGCGUCUGGUCCCCUGUAUAUAAGUUUUGUGUAAAGUUUCAUGGUAGUUUUGGGUUUGAUAUAGACUGGGCUUUGCAUGCAGAAAGAUGGGUUUUCCCAUGGGAGAGAAAAUGGUGAAAUUCAUGAGAGAGAAAUGGUGAUUUCUUCUGUUGAAUCCUGCAAAUUUGGUGAGUAACUUGUACUCUGAUACUCUCUCUAUUUAAAUGAAAUUGAGCUGUUUUCUUUUUUUUUGGCUGAGGAAGAGAGAAGGUGUUCUGGGUUUUCUCUCCUGUCAUUUAGAUUUUCUUGAGAAAAUUGAAUUGGUUAGUCUGUAACCUCAGAGAAGAGAGAUGUAAUGGGUUCUCUUUCCUCUCUAGAAAAGGAAGAGAAAACCUUACUGAGUGUUAUUAUGUUACCUGUUUCUGUAUAUUUAGUUGGUUUCUCUCUAUAAGAACAAAAAGAAGAAACUUGAGCUCUUUUCUACUGGAGCAAAAGAAGACCAGGCACGAAUUGAGGGUCUCUACUAUAAAAGAGAACUAGAGAGAGAAGAUGAAAAACAAGAACUGGGUUUUCUCCAUCUAGCAAAAAAUUUAGAGAGAGAAGAUGAAAAACAAGAACUGGGGUUUCUCCAUCUAGGAAAAGAUUUAGAGAGAGAAAAUGGAUCAGGCCUCUUCUCCAUUUGUGCAAACAUUUCCUCCCCCACUAAUGGGAGACUAUUCCCCAUCUAGUGGAGAUAGCAGAAUAAGCCCAAGCAUCUUAUUAAUCAUCAUAAUCCUUUCUAUAAUCUUUUUCAUCUCUGGUAUUCUGCAUCUUCUGGUUAGGUUUUUUAUUAGACCACAAACCAGAGAACCAGAUGAUUUAGAAAAUGUGACUGCUUUUCAAGGUCAGUUGCAGCAACUAUUCCAUCUCCAUGAUGCAGGAGUUGAUCAAUCUUUUAUAGACACUCUUCCUGUUUUCUUUUACAAAGCCAUUAUAGGCCUCAAAAACCCUUUUGAUUGUGCAGUUUGUCUCUGUGAAUUUGAAGCAGAGGACAAGCUAAGAUUGUUGCCAAAGUGUAGCCAUGCCUUUCAUCUACAGUGCAUAGAUACAUGGUUGCUUUCUCACUCUACAUGUCCACUUUGUAGAGGAAGUCUUCUCCCUGAUUUCUCUGCGCCUAAUUGCUCGCCCGUUGUUCUGGUUCUUGAGUCAGGGAGUGAGAGCUCUAGAGAGAUGGUGAAUCUAGAGAGAGGAGUCGGGCAGGUGGGAAUCAAUGCUUCACAAGUGGGUUUAUCAGGGGAGGAUGGGUUCGGGUCCUCGAGGACCGAAAAUUCACGAAAACCAGGUGAAAUUGGAGAUGGGUUUUUGGAAAGAGAAGAGGUGAAGAGCUCCGAGAUGAAAGUGGUGCCUGUGAAGCUCGGAAAGUUCAGAAAUGUCGUUCCGACUGUGGGGGGAGAGAGUAGUCGCAGUGUAGAGAGAAGGUGUUACUCAAUGGGUUCCUUUGAAUAUGUUCUUGACAAUUCCUCUCUCCUCAAGGUAGAGAUUCAACCAUCCACCAGAAAACAAAGGAAUAAGAAACAAAGUCUUCCUCCAUUAACACCAGGUCAUAGGCUUGCUAUGUCAGACUGUGGAAACUCAAGGAGGGAAGGAUUUCGGGGCUUCGAGAGCAAAAGAGGCGAAAUUCAGAGUGAGAAGAGAGAGAAUUUCGAGAUUCAAAAGGAGAAGAGAGAGAGUUUCUCGGUUUCUAAGAUAUGGUUGCGAUCGAAGAGAGACAGUUCCUCGAAUGUGGAGUCAUCGAGACGAGCUUUCUCAUUCAGAUUGCCAUUACAAAGAGGUGAGGGCUCGAAAGUGAAGAGUUCUUCGAAUGUGGAGUCGUCGAGAAGAGCUUCCUCAUUCAGAUUGCCAUUACAGAGAGGUGAGGACUCGAAAGUAAAGCACGGCAGUAACAGGGGAAGCUUUACAGAGACAGAGUUUACAGAGUGGGAAAACCAUGAUGAGAUGUGCUCUUCUUAUCAGAUGAGCGAGAUUGGAUGGGAAGAAGAGGUGGGGAGUUGCAGAAGCAUGGAGUCUUCUCUCUCUAAACCUUCAUUUGCAAAGACAACUUUGAAUUGGCUUGUUGGGAGACGGAACAAAGUGGUACAUUCCUCUCCUAUGCCCCCUGUUUGAGUAAUUGAGUAUGAAUUCCAUGGCUUUUAGAGAGAGAGAGAAAGAGGAAGCAGAGAGAGAGACUCAAAUCCCUGUUUGAAGAUCUUGGGUCAUGAAUUUUGUGAUUCUAGAGCGAGAAAAAUCAGAAAAGUAGCAAAAGGACCGCGCCCCAGUUCGAAAAUCUUCAUUUGUGAAUCUCUCUUAGGACUCUAGAGUGAGAAAGAGGAAAAACCUAAAUUCAAGCUACUGAAUCAAUGUAAACCAUCAAAAUGUGCAGGUCCUUACAUAGAGGUCAGAUGAAGAAAAGCAACAAAAGAAUCAUCCAUUGUUGUUUGUAAAUCUCUGCUUUUUUUUUUCCCACAUAUUUUUAUGUUCAAGAUUAUUUGUUCUUCUCUUCUUCGGCAACAUUAUUUGUUCUUCUCUGUUUGAGUAACAUUAUUCGUUCUUUCCAAAGAUGUUUGAAUU
Molecule: messenger RNA, 2748 nt
Organism: Amborella trichopoda
Lineage: Eukaryota; Viridiplantae; Streptophyta; Magnoliopsida; Amborellales; Amborellaceae
Source: RefSeq, a predicted model, not a curated record